AUGUCGGACUAUCGAGACAACGCUAGUAAAUUUCUUCCUGGGAUCAACAGUAUCAAAUGUAAUCGAUUCAAUAAUGUGGACAAUGACAUCGAAGAUGCUGUGUUCAACCGCCAAGGUAUCGCACCAGCAAUGGGCCGAGUAUUUGAGCGAAAGGAAAAACAGCUGGUGGAGAAAGUCAAAACCACAGAGGUCAAUGAUGAGCUCCAGAGACUGAUAUAUCUUGGCACGGGUUCGUCUUGGUUGGUGGCAGAUUGUAUCAAGGCGUGCAUCUGCCUAUACCUCGAAGAAGCUGUUGAGAGGGCACGACGCGAAGAUCGCAGUUCUGCCGCCUAUGAGCGUGCGCUAGAGUGGACGGAGAAAGCGAGGCUUAGGAAGGCUACGGCCGUUCAAAAACCCCUCAUAGCGGCUGUAAUUGACAUGAUUAAGGCCACAUUCCUUCACGUCGGCUUUUAUGGAUUCCCUGACGAAGAUGAUGAGAAUACGCCUGCUAUACUGCAACAAAAAGGACCAAUGGCCUGCUUGCACCUAGCUCGCCAAUUAGUUGACCUGGAUCUCACCCACGAGAGCGAUCUGAGCGAGGAUGAUCAGAACUUACGCGAGGCCACGAAGGUGGCGCCGGUAUUGUUUGCCUGUCUUGAUCGUCUACGGAAGGUCAAUCCAGUGCUCGAAAAUUGGAUCUAUGAGCUUGACGAGAUCUUUGCAUUGGAUUGUUGGGAGGAAGCGGACGUCAAGAAGCAAAUGUACAGCGUCGGCUAUACGUACACUCAAGAAGACAUGCGCAAGCUGCUAGAGUCUUGGUCAAUAAUGGACUCAGGAAAUUGGGAGUCCUUCAAGAAAUGCGUUGGCAGAAAAGGAUCGCUGAAAAUUCAUGUUCAAUACCACAACAAAAAGAAUGGUCUGAGUGGAGCUGAAGUUGAGUGGAGCAAGGAGUGA
Messenger RNA from Bacidia gigantensis, 933 nucleotides. RefSeq lists its product as uncharacterized. The record is from RefSeq and is a predicted model, not a curated record. The coding region runs from base 1 to 933 and encodes 310 amino acids. The transcript is spliced from 2 exons. Lineage: Eukaryota; Fungi; Ascomycota; Lecanoromycetes; Lecanorales; Ramalinaceae.